GGAACUGUCAUUUUUUGAAAGAUGGCGCUCUCCAUGAAGAGAACGAUUUUGACAGUUGUUUUAUUUGGUGCAAUAUGUGUCGUAUCCAGCCAGGUGCUAGAACUCGACGAAAGAUUUUUAGAUGUAUAUAAAGAAGUGCCAUGGCUUGUUGAGUUUUAUGCGCCAUGGUGCGGUCACUGUAAGAAGCUGGAACCGACUUUCCACCAGGUGUCUAUGUCCCUCAGGAACACGCCAGUCAAGGUCGGCAAACUGGAUUGUACCAGGUUCUCCAGCGUGGCUUCAGAGUUUAGUGUUAAAGGUUUUCCUACCAUAAAGUUUUUUAAUGGAGAAAAUAUCUACACUCACAGAGGAGACAGGACAAAGGAAGACAUUAUGGAAUUUGUUAAUCGGGCCAAAGGACCAGCAGUGCGUAAUCUGGCUAGUAAAGGCAAGUUUGAGGAGGCCAAAAAUCAACACAAAGACUCGGCUUUCUUCCUGUAUCUUGGUCGACAGGAUCCUGUGGAUGACAUGUUUAGCAAGUACAGUAAUGUAGCCGAACAGAUGCUAAUCCAGUCUUAUUUCUACGCUGGUAACUCUGCUGUCCUUCCUCAGCGAAUAAAGCCAGCUGUGACCCCAACAGUACUAGCCUUUAAAGAUCAGGAGGUAGUGGAAUAUAAAGCUCAAGAUGGUAUAGUGACAAUGUCCAGUCUCCAGGACUGGAUUAACUCUGAACGUUUCCCAGCAUUCCCCCUGGUCACCGGGGCCAACAUAAACGACAUUGCAGAAAGUGGAAAGAUCCUGGUCAUGAUGGCGUUUGAUGAUGAAAAUACAGAAAGCAAAGCAGGAAGUGAAAGAAUCAAAGAUAUGGUAAAAGUGUUAGCUACACAACACAAGGACAGAUUUCACAGUGGGUUCCAGUUCCUGUGGAUGUCAGACAUGGAGACAGUAAACAGCAUAGCCAUGGCGUUUAUGAAGGGUCCGGUAGUGAUGUUACUGAAUCCCACCACCCACUACUACUACAUGCCCCUAACUCCCAUACAGGACAUGGCCAUGGAACAACUGAUGCAGUACCUAGAGGAUGUCCGCGAUGAAAAAGUACCUGCGCUCGGAGGAACAGGAUUUUUCCAGAGGCUAAAGAGAGUCUUCUACGACCUUAUUGUCAUGGUGGUUGGAGUGUGGCAAUCAUCACGCUGGCUGUUCCUUCUGAUGUUCGGCCUCCCCACUACUGUGAUAAGUGUUGUCUGCUACAGCCUGUGCUGUAUGGAUACCGUGGAUGAUUUACCAGAGAGUGAAGAUGAAAACUCUGAAGAUGAACAGGAACUACUACCCCAAGCUCCACUAGAACCUGAUGAUACUGAACAACCAAUGGCAGUGCCAGGACACGAGAAGUCAGAGUGAUGCAUGAUGGGAUACGAUUAUUUAACAAAGAUGGGAUAUACCUCACCUCCGUAACUGACAUCACCAUGGAAACAUGAUGGCAUAACAAUUGACAUUUCUUUGUCAUCAAAAUAGCUAUCACUAAGGACACCUUUAGUGACUAGAGUAGUGACAUCAUCAUCUAAUUAUCAUCACAAUGACAUUAUUGGUUACACUAUACCGAUAUCACUGGCUGGUGACAAAUCACAAUUGAUAAAAAAAGGUAAAAAUACAGUUGAACUAGUGACAUCAUAAUGACCUCAUAAAGUGACAUAAUUAUGACCUUACUAGUGACAUCAUCAUGACCUCAUAAAAUGACAUCAUUGUGACCUUACUAGUGACAUCAACAUGACCUCAAUUUGAUAUCACAGGUGACAUCACAAAAACCUGGUUAGAGACAUCAUAAUCAUUAUGACAUCACAAACACCCCACAAGUGACAUCACAAAGCUGUCAGGGGGAAAAUUGCAGAUAGUGUCGUUUCAGUGGUUGGAACUCACAAAGCAUAGUUUAUUCAUUAGUGACUUUGUUUACUUCUUAUUUACUUGUUUUGAUUUUUGGUGCUUGAAAGAUAUAAAUAAGACAGAAAAAAACUUUGGGAUCUUUCUUGUUGUUUGUGGGUGUAAUAUGUUGUUUUUGAUUGGAUGUUAGUAAUGUUGUUUUUGAUUGGAUGUUGGUAAUGUUGUUUUUGAUUGGAUGUUGAUUAUUUUAAUUAUGUUUGAAUGAUAUUUCGGAUGUGUAUUGAGGUAUAAUUAGUUAGAGUGUGUGAACACUUAUUGGAAGCCGUGAUUUGUAUGAUCAAGACACUAAACCAUAGUCCACACACCUCUCCAAAUAUAAGAUAUACAUGUACUGUUAAACUUAGGUGUUGGCUCGAGGGAUGAAGUGAGUUUCUGGUUCAACGAGACCUGUGUUCAUGAAACUGUUCCCAUGCUCAAACUCAAGGUUUUGUACUCACUGAUUUUGUUCUCUUGCUCAAGUCGUAUUCAUGAAAAUGUCUGUGCUUAGGAGCUGUACUCUUAUCCAAACUCCACUUACAUGUAUGGCAGCUGGCAGAAUCAUCAACAGAGAGAUAAGAAAAUAUGUACUUUCAAGGCCUAGAGUGUUUUGGAACACCAAAAUCCACCAAUGGCAGAGGAAGAUGUUUUCUGAUGUUUUCAAGUCUGGCCAGCCACAAGUGAAAACGUUUUUCACUGCUAUCUCUAGAUCUCUUGCAGGUCAUGAUGACUUAAAGAUACUUUGAAACAGGUGUCUUGCUACAGUUAGUUGGUGACUCUAGAUCUAUUUCACAACCUAUUGUAAGCAGAUCUAGAGUGAUUCAACAAAUAAUAGGGGCCCUUGCUCAACUUUCAAAUUUCAAACAGGUGAAGAAGCCAGGACAAACAACUAUGCAAGAAGUUGGCCUUAUUAUGUCCUCUGCCAUGAUGACAAAGUGUGAAUAAGAUCAUGUGAUGGGCACCAUGUUAGCCUCCAAACAUUAGAGAGUUCACUAGGUUACCAAACUCAGCAGAGAACAUUCUCAGGUAAUUUGAUGAAUAUAAAUGUUGAGUACUUUCUCACUGGAGCACAAACUUGAGCAAGAGCACAAAAAAUGAGUUUGAGCAUGAGAAUGGCUUCAGGAGUACAAGGCUAGGGUCUACUUCCGUGGACAAAGCUGAAACAUGAUUCUUAAAGUAUUCAGUAGGUAUAGUUCCACAACAAAUUUACGUACAAAGCUAAUUUUAUUUCAUCACUGAAACAGCUGAACCAAUGUUUUGGUCAUUCAUUUUAUUUUGGAAGACAUAAUUUGAGUUUUCAAAAUUAUGCAUGAACAUCUUGGCUUAGCUGGCUAGUACUCUACAUCUUUUACAAACAUAGUGUGUUUGUUGUACAUUGCUAGUGUAACAGGAAAGGAAAAAUGCAAAGACCAAACCGGGAUUCCAACCGGGAACCCCCAAACUCUAGACAGAUGCUCUAACCAAUUGAGCGACCUGGUUGCUGACAAUCCACCCUGCAGUCCAGUUCCGCUACACCUUAUACCUCUAGAUCUGUAGUGCAGUUUGUCUGGUAUUGAAAAUGUAUAUGAUGUUUUAAAGUAACAUAUUAAACAUUUAUGUACAAUAUAAGGUAAAAGAUUUUUUGGGGAUUCAAAUAAUGAUUGAUUCAGGGAGAUUUAAAACAGCACUGCAUGGCUAUUGAAUAACAUUAUAUCAGUAGAUGAAAUCUUUUUAGGAAUGUUGUGAUGGGUUUAUUAUUGGGUUUUGGUGACUUGUAAACAUGCUUACCUACUCUUAGUGGAAAUGAGGUCAUUUCUAAUUUAGACAGGUACAAAAGAUGAAUAUAUGUACCUCAAUACCACUAUAACUCCACAAAUUAGCCAUCCCUUUUUGUUCUUCAGUGAAGAGUGAAGCCAUUUCAUCAUCCAAUUAGGAUAUGUCUGUUUUAUAGAGAGGCACAGCAAGCAAAUGUAACAAAAACACACAGACUUACAAAUCAGUAGGGUGGGGACUUUCUCAAAGGGAGUUGAUGCUAUUUUAAAAGUUAGUAAAAC
This is a messenger RNA of Mizuhopecten yessoensis (Yesso scallop), 3923 nucleotides long. RefSeq names its product protein disulfide-isomerase TMX3-like. The record is from RefSeq and is a predicted model, not a curated record. The transcript is spliced from 14 exons. Gene Ontology annotation, biological process: peptidyl-cysteine oxidation. Bases 22 to 1377 code for a protein of 451 amino acids. Gene Ontology annotation, molecular function: protein disulfide isomerase activity. Gene Ontology annotation, cellular component: endoplasmic reticulum. NCBI's taxonomy places the organism in Eukaryota, Metazoa, Mollusca, Bivalvia, Pectinida, Pectinidae.